GCCUAGUGGAGAAGGGCAGGGAGUUGGGGCCCAUCCCCUCCGGCCCUCGCAGGCAGUCCCAGAAAAUGUGGCAGCCUGAGCCAGGCCGACCUUAGUCGGUCGUGCAGCCUCGCGUCUUUAAGCCUCCGUUUUUCCACGAACAGAAUGGGGACCCUCGCCGAGUGCCCCGAAUACAAAUGGGUGCUUCGUGAGACUGUGCUCCCAUGGUUCCCACUCAGCUCUAUGGGGCAGGAGCUAGAGCGAUCCCCACUUCAGUGGGGGAGACCGAGGAUCAGAGGACAGCACAUGCGAUGCAGAGGCAGAACUGGAACCCGGGACCCCCCAGUCCUGUCCUGGCCUCGGGUGGCCUAGGCUGGCCCCUGGCGGGGGUCUAGCCCCUCCCAACGCAUUCGGGAAGCCACGGCCCGGGCAGGGCGGAACCGUGGGUGUCUCUGGCGCCCCAAGGUGCCAAUUAAAUGCUCGUGGCUGUCUGGGGCCAGAGCUGUGGACGGCGGCAUGGCCGAGCUGGGGCCAGAGCCGGGACGCGCGUGGCGGGCGCUAGCCCUGUGCGGGGCUGCGGUGUUCCUGGCGGCCGCGGCAGCCGGCGGGGCCCUGCUGGCCUGGAACCUGGCCUCCUCGGCCUCCCGGGGACCUCGCUGCCCGGAGCCAGGUGCCAAUGCCACGGCACCCCCCAAGGAUCUGGCGCCGGAGGUCGAGGAGCUGCGGCGCCAGCUGGCAGAGGCGACCCAGCGCGCGCAGGCUCUGGCCAGACAGCUGAGCCAGGCCAACCGAGUCCGUGGGGAGCUGGAGGAGACACUAAGGGCCUGCGAGGGCCGCCAGAGCCGGCUUCAGACCCAGCUGAUGACCCUGAAGACGGAGAUGGAGGAGGCCAAGGCACAGGGGACCCAGAUGGGGGCUGAGAACGGGGCGCUCACAGAAGCUCUGGCGCGCUGGGAGGCGGCAGCUACUGAGUCUGCGCGGCGGCUGGACGAGGCGCAGCAGCGCGCACGCGCGGCCGAGGCCGAGGGCGAAGCGUGCGCGGCCCGGGAGGCGGCGCUGCGCGAACGCGCUAAAGCCCUGGAAGCCGAGCUGAGCCCCCAGCGCAGAGUGCCGCAUCCCCGAUCCCGCUCCGGGUCCCGACCGCGACCCAGCCCCCGCUCGCGCUCUCGCCCAGGAACUUCGGGGGGCUGCCGGCGGCCGGCCCGGCGCGCCCGAGGGUGAGUCAACCCCCAGCAGGUUGAGGGCCCGAGGCCAGGAGGGCACACGCUGUGGUGGCCCUGCUGGGACCCGUAGAGAGGUGCCCACGCUGGAUGAGAUGCCCAGUCGACAGCCAUCAACACUCAGCUCUGGACCCGGAGUCGCUCUGAACGGAAUCUACAGAGAGGGAGGAGACUCGACCUUCUCUCCCCAGCCAACUAGUGCUGAUUUUACAGAUGAGGAAACUAAGGCCCAUUUGAUGACACAAUGAGAUAGUGCUGAUUUGGGACUUCAGUCCCGUCUAAUGACAGGGUUGCUUCAUGCCACAGACGUGAAGAGUUAGGGUCCAGCCCUGGCUCACGAGUGACCUAGAAGGGUCACUUCUCCCCUCUGGGCCUCGGUUUACCUUGUCUGUAUAUCACAUGAUUAGAAUCAUGUUUAGCGAGCCGGCCUAUCCUUGACAACACACACCGACCAAGAUGGCACAAUGGGAAAACUACAGACCCCUCCACCCUCUGAGGAGGGUACAGAACUCCCAAAUGGAAUUUUAGCCAAAAGAAUGAAGUCCCACAUUUUUUAAAUGCAUCACGACAAAGGCGACAUCGCUGAGAUGCAGGGAAUGCUCAGUAUCCAGCAGUCUGCCGAUGAAAUUCACCAUAGUAAUGGAUCAAGUGAGAAAAGUUCUGGAAAGGCUGUCAAAAUGAGGGCCCCCGGGAAGAUGACCGCUGUUGAGUAUUUAAUAUUGUUCCAGCGGUACUAGCCAAUGCACUUAGACAAGGAAAAGAAAGAAGAGAUACAGACAUUAGAAGAGUGGUAGGGAAAUUAUAGCUUGGAUCAUAUGUGAGCACUGUUUAUAUAGGUCAAAAAUAAUAGAAAUACUAACAAUUUCGUAUGGCUCAAUUUCACAUUAAUUUUGUUGUUUACCUUAUAUUUCACAUGCCUUCAGACUUACAGAAAAACUGGAGGGUUAGGACAAAGAAUUCCUGGAUACUCUUCACCCGGAUUCCACAAACAUUAGUUACCACCUUUGCUUUAUUCUUUUUCUCUCUCCGAAAACGUGCAGAAAUGAUGUCUCAUUACCCAUAACUCUUGAGUGUGCAUUUCCGAAAAACAAAGACAUUCUCCCACAUAAUCACAGCACAUUGAUGAACAUCAGGAAGUGGACGUUGAUAAAACACUAUUAUCUAAUCUACAGACUUUAAUCAGGCUUUGCCAACUGUUCUCAUAAUGUCCUUUUAACAAAAGAAUAUCCUGGCUCACACAUUGUAUUUGUCAAGUCUUUCAUCUCUUUUAAUCUGGAACAUUUCUCAGUCUGUCUUUGCCUUUUAUGACGUUGGUAUCUUUUAAAGGCCCAAGGCAGUCAUUUUAUGAAGUCCAAAUUUGGGUUUCUGUGAUGUUUCUGUAAGAUUAGUUUCUGGUUGGCAUUUGGGGCAGGAAAGCCUUUAACAUAAUAUUAUUAUCACCUGGUAGUAUGAUUUUAUAUAUAGAAAACCCAAGAGAAUUAACUGAAACUUUCAUAGAUCUAGUUCAUAUAGUUAUUUAUCUCCAGGAAUACACUAAUCUCCUUCAGCUGUAAAGAGCUCUUAUAAAUUAAGGUUUUCAAAAAAACAGCUCAGUAGAAAACUGGGCAGAGAAUAUAGACAGUCAUUUCAUAGAAAUAUGCAAAAAAAAAAAAAGCGACCAACCUCUUUCCUAGAAACGAAUUGCAAAUUGAAACAACAAUGUGGUCCCACUUUCUCGCUGUUAGUCUGGCAAAUGUAAAAACAAAAGCAAAUCACCAAGUACCCUGUGCGGGCACUGCUGUGGAGAAACAAGUAAUCCCACAUGGUGCCAAUGAGAUGGCUCAGUGGUACAACCACUUGGAAGGGGAAUUUUCUAGAACCUCUCAAAAUUAAAAGUGCAUAUAUCCUUUGACCCAUCAAUUCCCCUUCUAGAAAUUUUUCUACAACCCUAUUUACACGUGUACAAAAUGAUGGACCAGGGCACCUGGCCGACUCAGUCUGCAGAGUGCACUCUUGAUCUACAGGUUGUGAGUUCAAGCCCCACGUUGGGUGCAAAGCCUACUUAAAAAUAAAUAAAUGCAUGCAUACAUACCUAAAACUAAACAAAACGAAAUGAUGGGAUGGACAAAAUGUAAUGCAGAUCCCUGGGUUGGAUCCUGGAACAGAAAAACACUUAGUGAGAAGGUCAAAUAAAGUCUAGAGCAUAAUUAAUUUAACAUACUACAGUUACUUUCUUAGCUUAGAUGAACAAAAUUUGGACACCAUGGUGUAAAAGAACUUGACCAUCGAAGAAGUUGGGUGAGGGCUCUUCAGGGGCUCUGUACUAUCUCUGCAACUUUUCUGUAAAUCUAAAACUAUUCUAAGA
This is a messenger RNA of Hyaena hyaena (striped hyena), 3543 nucleotides long. It is a transcript of the gene CCDC194, whose product is annotated as coiled-coil domain containing 194. The coding region runs from base 496 to 1200 and encodes 234 amino acids. The transcript has 4 exons. Lineage: Eukaryota; Metazoa; Chordata; Mammalia; Carnivora; Hyaenidae. The record is from RefSeq and is a predicted model, not a curated record.